AGAGUUGCGCGCGAGAGAGGUGCGCGCGCACACACACACACUCACACACAUUCUCUCACACACACACAGACCCGCACGCGGAGCUGAGCGAGCGCGAGAGCAGAGUGUGUGUGAGAGACGAAGACGGAUAGAAUGGGGCACGCGGCACUGCUGGAAUUAUAACCAAACAACAACUAACUAACAACAGGGAGAACAACCCGGCGGACACAGCAACUCUCUCUCUCUCUGAGGGGAAACUCGGAGCCAUGCACGCGCUCGUCCUGGGUCUGGUGCUCGCGCUCGCACGCGCUGCCGGAGGCCAAAACACAGCAGUUCAAAUGGGACACGCUGAAAAAGGCGGUUGUUCAUUUGAUGAUGGUCCAGCGCAGUGUGAUUACCAGCAGGACCCAUACGAUGACUUUGACUGGACCCAUGUCAGCGCUCAGGAAGUGCCGUACCUGUCCUCAGAACUACCUCAAGGCUCCUAUAUGAUGGUGGACUCCUCUCAGCACGACCCUGGAGAGAAGGCUCGUCUGAUGCUGCCGGUGAUGAAGGAGAACGACACGCACUGCAUCGACUUUAACUACCUGCUGUACAGCUCAGACGCCUCCAGCCCCGGGACCCUCAACAUCCUGGUGAAGGUCAAUAAAGGACCACUGGCCAACCCCAUCUGGAACAUCACCACACACACCGGCAAAGACUGGAAGAAGGCCGAGCUGGCCGUCAGCACCUUCUGGCCCAAUGAGUACCAGGUGAUAUUUGAGGCCGAGGUCGCGAAUGGAAGGAGGGGUUUUAUUGCUGUCGAUGACAUUCAGGUGUUGAGUUAUCCAUGCGAUAAAUCACCUCAUUUCCUGCGUUUGGGGGAUGUGGAGGUGAACGCUGGUCAGAACGCCACCUUCCAGUGUAUCGCCACAGUCCGAGACGCCGUCAACAACAAACUCUGGCUACAGAGGCGUAACGGUGAGGACAUCCCCGUGGCCGAAAAGAAGAACAUCAACCACAGGAAGUUUGCCGCAUCCUUCCGACUCAAAGAAGUGACCAAUCAGGACCAGGAUUUGUACAGAUGUGUCACCCAGUCAGAGAGAGGCUCUGGGGUGUCCAACUUCGCUGGACUCAUCGUCAGAGAGCCCCCGAGGCCUAUUGCUCCUCCUCAGCUGUUGGGUGUGGGUCCAACUUAUCUCCUCAUCCAGCUCAACGCCAACUCCAUCUUCGGUGACGGCCCAAUCAUCCUGAAGGAGGUGGAGUAUCGCAUGACCUCUGGGACGUGGACCGAGACUCACGCGGUCAACUCGCCCAACUACAAGCUGUGGCAUCUGGAUCCGGACACAGAGUACGAAAUCCGGGUGCUGCUGACCCGGCCGGGAGAGGGGGGCACCGGCCAACCCGGACCAGCUUUAAUCACACGCACCAAGUGUGCAGAACCGAUGCGGACCCCCAAGACCCUGAAGAUCGCUGAGACUCAGGCUCGCUUCAUCGCUGUGGACUGGGAGUCUCUGGGCUACAACAUCACCCGCUGCCACACCUUCAACGUCACCAUCUGCUACCACUACCUCACCAGCAGGAACCUGACCAAGAGCGACUGCCUGGACAUGGACCCCAAAGCCCCCCGACACGUGGUGGACCACCUGCCCCCCAACACCAACAUCAGCCUCAAAAUGAUCCUCACCAAUCCAGAGGGGCGCAAGGAGAGUGAGGAGACCGUCAUACAGACCGAGGAGGACGUUCCUGGCCCUGUUCCCAGCGCCUCUCUAAAAGCAACUCCGUUUGAGGAUCGAAUCUUUCUGCACUGGAAAGAGCCUCUGGAGCCCAAUGGGAUCAUUACACAGUAUGAGAUCAGCUACAGCAGCGUGCGUUCGUUUGACCCCUCAGUUCCGCUGUUGCGCCCCCCGGUGAUGGUGUCGUUACCCUGGAACGCCUCCCACCAUGUUUUCUCUCAGCUCCACCCGGGAACCACCUACCAGUUCCUCAUCAGAGCUAGAACCAGCAAGGGCUUCGGACUCCCAACCACCAUCAACAUCACCACUAAUAUAUCAGCUCCCACUCUGGAGGAGUAUGACGGCUCUGAGGCAUUUCUGAACGAAACGGCCACCACCAUCACUGUCCUGCUUAAACCUGCACAGGCCAAAGGAGCACCCAUCAGUGCGUAUCAAAUCGUGGUGGAGGAGUUGAACCCCCACCGGACCCGGCGCGAGGCCGGCAGCGUGGACUGUUACCAGGUUCCUGUGUCCUACCAAACCGCAGCCAGUGGGGGGUCACCCUAUUACUUUGCUGCAGAACUUCCUCCCGGGAACCUCCCAGAACCUUCUCCAUUUACUGUGGGAGAUAAUAAAACAUACCACGGCUACUGGAACGCCCCACUGGCCCCACGCAAAAACUACAACAUCUACUUUCAGGCGGUCAGCAGCGUGGAGAAGGAAACGAAAACGCAGUGUGUGAGAUUGGCAACUAAAGGAGCUACAGAGGAGCCAGAGGUGAUUCCUGACCCAGCGAAGCAGACUGAUCGUGUGGUGAAAAUUGCUGGAAUCAGCGCCGGAGUGCUGGUGUUUAUUCUUCUGCUGCUGGUGGCCAUUCUGCUGGUCAAGAAAAGGAGGACCUACUAUUCUUACUCAUAUUACCUGAAACUGGCAAAGAAACGUAAGGACGCCAUUGGAAACACCAGGCAGGAGAUGACUCACAUGGUGAACGCUAUGGAUCGCAGUUACGCUGAGCAAAGCACUCUCCACGCCGAGGACCCCAUGUCCGUCACCUUCAUGGACUCCCACACCUUCAACAAUCGAUUGCCCAACGACCCCCUCGUGCCCACAGCGGUGCUAGUGCCCAUCACUGAUGAGAAUCAUGCAGCAGCAGCGGAGAACAGUCGGCUGCUGGACGUGCCGCGUUAUCACUGCGAGGGCACGGAGUCUCCAUACCAAACUGGUCAGCUUCACCCGGCCAUCAGAGUGGCUGAUCUGCUCCAACACAUCAACCUGAUGAAGACCUCCGACAGCUACGGGUUUAAGGAGGAGUACGAGAGCUUCUUUGAGGGCCAGUCGGCUUCCUGGGACGUGGCGAAGAAAGAGCAGAAUCGCACCAAGAACCGCUAUGGAAACAUCAUUGCAUACGAUCAUUCUAGAGUAAUCCUGCAGCCAAUGGAAGACGACCCGUCGUCCGACUACAUUAAUGCCAACUACAUAGACGUAAGUGGCGAUGCCUCCCCCCCCUCCAUUGGCGAAGGUGUCAGAAACAGCUCUCCCUCGCUCAUUUGGCUGUACAGGGAUGGUUACCAGCGGCCGAGUCAUUACAUCGCAACCCAAGGUCCGGUCCACGAGACCGUUUACGACUUCUGGAGGAUGAUCUGGCAGGAACAGUCUGCCUGUAUCGUCAUGGUAACCAACCUGGUGGAGGUGGGACGGGUGAAAUGUUACAAGUACUGGCCUGAUGAUGCGGAGGUGUACGGAGACUUUAAAGUUACGUUUGUGGAGGUGGAGCCUUUGGCUGAGUACGUUGUGCGCACCUUUACUCUGGAGCGGAGGGGCUUUAAUGAGCUGAGGGAGGUGAAGCAGUUUCAUUUCACUGGCUGGCCUGAUCACGGUGUACCGUAUCACGCCACGGGACUACUUUCUUUCAUCCGCCGAGUCAAAAUGUCCAACCCACCCAGCGCAGGGCCGAUAGUGGUCCACUGCAGUGCUGGAGCGGGCAGGACAGGAUGUUACAUCGUGAUUGACAUCAUGCUGGACAUGGCGGAGAGGGAGGGGGUGGUGGACAUUUAUAACUGUGUUAAAGCGCUGCGGUCCAGACGCAUCAACAUGGUUCAGACUGAGGAGCAGUAUAUAUUCAUCCAUGAUGCCAUUCUGGAGGCGUGUCUGUGUGGAGAUACAGCCAUACCAGCGUGUGAGUUCAAAGCAGCGUAUUACGACAUGAUCCGCAUCGACUCCCAGAGCAACUCCUCACACCUCAAAGACGAGUUCCAGACGCUGAACUCUGUGACCCCUCAGCCCCAGCCUGAGGACUGUAGUAUAGCCCUGCUGCCCCGAAACCACGACAAAAACCGUUUCAUGGACAACCUGCCCCCAGACCGCUGCCUUCCCUUCCUCAUCACCAUUGAUGGAGAGAGCAGCAACUACAUUAAUGCUGCACUCAUGGAUAGCUAUAGGCAGCCCGCAGCCUUCAUUGUGACGCAGCACCCCCUGCCCAACACAGUGAAGGAUUUCUGGAGGCUGGUCUACGACUACGGCUGCACCUCCAUCGUCAUGCUGAAUGAAAUCGACCUGGCUCAGGGCUGUCCUCAGUACUGGCCGGAGGAGGGCAUGUUGAGAUACGGGCCAGUUCAAGUGGAGCGCGUUUCCUGCUCUAUGGACUGUGAUGUCAUCAGUCGCCUCUUCAGAAUAUGCAACUUGACCAGACCUCAGGAGGGCUACCUGAUGGUGCGUCAGUUCCAGUACUUGGGGUGGGCGGGGCAUAGAGAAGUCCCCGCCUCCAAGCGGUCGUUCCUGAAGCUGAUCCUGCAGGUGGACAAAUGGCAGGAGGAGUGUGAGGAGGGCGAGGGGCGUACGAUCGUUCACUGCCUAAACGGCGGAGGCCGCAGUGGGAUGUUCUCAGCCAUCAGUAUUGUGUGUGAAAUGAUAAAGAGGCAGAAUGUGGUGGAUGUGUUUCAUGCAGUGAAAAGCCUGAGGAACAGCAAACCCAACAUGGUGGACAGCCCGGAACAGUACCGGUUCUGCUAUGACCUGGCGCUGGAGUACAUCGAAACCUCGUAAUGGAAAAGUGGUGAAGGACUUUCUUCUCGCUGUUCACCCGUCCGGACUUUUCCCGGACCCCUCGUCAGUUCAUUCAAGGCAUUAUUGUUGUUGUAAAUUGUAACAGAAGCUGUCCGAGAGGCACGCUCAUCAUUUUCCCCGUGUACAGUGCUACAGGAUCCAAGUGCCGACCAUCAUGCCACAUUCUCUGUAACGUCUUUUUUCUUUUGUUUGUUUAUGUUUUUAUUUUUCGUUUUGUUUUUUAUGCAUCUUGAGAUAAAUAUAUUUUUUUGUUUGUUUGUUUGGUUGUUUUGUUUCUAUGCAGCCAUUGUUAACACUGAGGCCAAGCUGUUGCAUGAUAAAAGUGUUCUUUAUUUCUCUCUCUCUCUCUCUCUAUGUCACUGUUACUGUCAGUGAAUAUGAUUAUAUCAGUAUACGUAUAUAGAAUAUCCAUCGUUGUGUGAAAAAGUAAAGAGAAAAAAAUAAUGUUCAUCCAUGAAUCGGAGUGCAGCCUGUGACAUUGGCUUGGUAUUGUUUGUAUUGUGCACUAAUGGCUGGGCUUAUUACAUUUUUUUUUAUUUGUUUGUUUAUUUGUUUCUGUUCAUGCUUAUGUCUUAUUUUUUGUUAACUUUGUUUAUUUUUUGGUUUUGUUUGGUUUGUUUUGUUUCUUUGUAGCAGAGCUAUAAUCAUAAGCCAAAGACUCAUGUAAAUAUGUCUAUAUAGAUAAAGCACAUUGUUUGUAUUUAUUGUUUACUUGCAUUCCUUUUUUGAAGGCUCAAAACAAUCAUUGCCAUUCCAAGUUGUUUACCCAAUUUUUUUUUUCUGUAAACAUUUUAUUGUAGAUUUGUUUUGUUUUUUAGUUUCAUUUCAAUAGUAGUGUUUUAGUUUUGUAUUUUAUUUUUAAGUUUGAACUUUUAGCUGUGAUGUUAAGGUGGUUUAUUAUUAUUUUUUUAUUUUGUUUGUGUAAAAUGAUUGUGAAUUGUAUCUUUACCGCAACUGUUUCAGCGAAGGCCCCGGAGAACAGAAGAAUUAAUUUUUUCCGACGUUUUCGCUCUUGUGUUGGACUCUUUGAGAGGAAGCGGAAGAGUAACGGACGAGUACAGGAGUGUUUAUUCCGUCUGCACAGUAUUAAACUGCAGUAUGUUUAGAGGAAGACACAGCCAGCGCCUCCAUGAUGGACCUGAAUGGCGGUUUUAUACAGUGAGGGAGGACAGAUUAUUAAUAAUGUGAUCUUAAUCAUGCAUAAUCCUUUUUGUCUGUAGUUGUUGGCUUAAUGGCUGUAAUGAAACCAGUAAAACACUUUUAAUAAAAAAGACAUAAUGUACCGAUUGUA
Messenger RNA from Astyanax mexicanus (Mexican tetra), 6027 nucleotides. RefSeq names its product protein tyrosine phosphatase receptor type K (gene ptprk). The record is from RefSeq and is a predicted model, not a curated record. Gene Ontology annotation, biological process: protein dephosphorylation. The transcript has 35 exons. Gene Ontology annotation, molecular function: protein tyrosine phosphatase activity; protein binding. Lineage: Eukaryota; Metazoa; Chordata; Actinopteri; Characiformes; Acestrorhamphidae. Gene Ontology annotation, cellular component: membrane. The coding region runs from base 246 to 4715 and encodes 1489 amino acids.